Messenger RNA from Gadus macrocephalus (Pacific cod), 3416 nucleotides. RefSeq names its product protein adenylyltransferase SelO-like. Lineage: Eukaryota; Metazoa; Chordata; Actinopteri; Gadiformes; Gadidae. The transcript is spliced from 19 exons. The coding region runs from base 377 to 2125 and encodes 582 amino acids. The record is from RefSeq and is a predicted model, not a curated record.
UUUUAAGUCAUCCCGGGCAAAAUAGAUUGUCUUAUAACUACAGUAGCCUACUAAUAAUUGUAAUAAUAGAACUGCAUGAUGACUGAGAAUGAGUGUGAUCAAUUACAUAGCCAUAAAAGUGAUCUUGGAACUGGGUAGGGUCUUCUUUUUGUAAAAAUGUGCCAAUUGUGAACCCAUAUCGCGGAACAGCCAGAGAUGAAGCCUCGAACGUCACACGCUACGUCAUUUCGCCUAUGUGAAUCCUACUCGAUACGGAGCUUCGCUGGGGGAGGAGCCGAGGUACUCGACACACGCCCCGAUGCCUCGACGCAAACCAUAACAUCACUACUAGACAUACUAACGCCUGGAACGCGUUACUUCUGCAUUUCUUGUUCCAAUGUGGAUCAUAUAUGUGUUGCUGUUUGCAGUUUAUGUGAGAGGACAACAUUUUUUGCAAGAAGCUGUGAAUCAACCGGGCUAUUGCGAAGGUGAACACGAGUGCCACAGUCACGAUGACCAAACCAAAAUUCAUCGGGCUUAUUCUCAAACGUCCAAUGUCACAAACACCACGAAUCACAGCAUGGACCUCUUCAAAGUGUCCUGUCAGAAGUUGAUAGAAUCGUUUCCAAUGGACGAGGUGGAUGGCGACUACGUCCGCACUGUGAAGAACUGCGUGUUCUCCAGGUCGCUCCCCGCUCCGCUCAGAGCUCCCGUCACAUUGGCCGCAGUCUCCAAGAGCGUCAUUGAGGAUCUCUUGGAUUUGGACAUCAGUGUCACCCAGACAGAUGCCUUCCUGCACUACGUCAGCGGUGCUGAACUCAUACCUGGUUCGAUUCCCUUGGCACACCGAUACGGAGGACACCAGUUUGGCUACUGGUCUGGUCAGUUAGGAGAUGGGAGAGCUCACCUGCUUGGCCAGUAUACCAACAGAAAAGGUGAAAUAUGGGAACUACAGCUCAAAGGCUCGGGCAAAACACCAUAUUCAAGGGCUGGAGAUGGUCGUGCGGUGGUGCGUUCGUCCGUCAGAGAAUUCCUGUGCAGUGAAGCCAUGCAUGCGCUGGGCAUUGCCACCAGCAGAGCCGCCAGUCUGGUGGUGAGCGAGGAGUCGGUUUGGAGAGAUCCGUUCUAUGACGGAAACGUGAGGAAAGAGAGAGGAGCUGUAGUUCUCAGACUAGCCAGGUCCUGGUUCCGCAUCGGAUCCCUGGAGGUCUUGACCCGAGGCGGGGAACUAGAUCUGCUCAGGAAAUUACUAAAUUUCAUCAUUGAAAAUAAUUUCCCUGCCAUUGCUACAGAGGACCCAGAUAAAUAUUUGGUAUUUUAUUCUACGGUUGUCAGGGAAACAGCUCACCUGAUCGCCCAGUGGAUGGCUGUCGGCUUUGCACAUGGGGUCUGCAACACAGACAACUUCAGCCUGCUCUCCAUCACCAUCGACUACGGACCUUUUGGCUUCAUGGAGUCCUACGACCCGAACUUUGUCCCCAACACCUCAGACGACGAGGGCCGCUACAGCAUCGGAGCGCAGGCUGACGUGGGUCUGUUCAACCUGGAGAAGCUUCUAGAAUCCCUGCAGCCCGCCCUCUCCCCCAGCCAGCAGCAGCGGGCUGCAGCUGUGUUAAAGGGCUACGCUGGACUUUACCAGAUGAGAUUUCACCAGCUCUUCAAGGCCAAGCUGGGGCUACUGGGUGAGGAAGAGGAGGACGGGAAUCUUAUAGCCUUCCUCCUUAAGAUGAUGGAGGACACGGGGUCAGACUUCACCAUGACCUUCAGACAGCUCAGCGAGGCGUCAGUGCAGCAGCUUCACCGCGGUGGCUUCACUCAGGUGACGUGGGCUCUUCAUGACCUCUCGUCCCACCAGCUGUUCUCUGAUUGGUCGAGGUUGUACCUGCUCAGGCUGGCCAGACAGGAAGGCGAUGAUGACGAGGAUCGACGGCACCGGAUGAAGAGUGUGAACCCCAGGUACGUCCUGAGGAACUGGAUGGCUGAGUCGGCCACCAGGAAGGCAGAGACCAACGACUUUUCAGAGGUGGUGCUGUUACAUGAUGUUCUGGGGAACCCCUUCAUAGCGCAAGACGCUGCAGAGGAGACAGGCUAUGCAGCGCGGCCUCCGCUGUGGGGGCGGAGGUUAAAGGUCAGCUGCUCUUCCUGAUUGGAAGAACAUCUGUCAUUGUUUCAGACACACCGAUCUGCGUGUAUGAAACUACAAGAGUUUUUGUUUCUGAAAAUGUCAGUUGACCUCAAACUUAGGUCAGAGCCACCUGAGAACUCAUCAUUCCCUCCCUUUUAUUUCCUGUUGGACAGAAAUAUGGAGAACUUGGAUAUUUUCAUCCGUUACUUCCCCAGGGUAGGCUGAGCAUCAGAGGCUCUGUGUCCGAAUCUCUGCUAGCUAGCAUGCUAAGUGCAUUUAAGGAGAAGAUGAAACAGUAAAUUCUUAAUUAAUUUGCGAAAUGGAUCUUUAUGUUGACUAUAUUGAUACCAAUCGCAUAAACAACAAAAAUAAAACUCACCAUCAAAUCAGCCUGCAGAUAUUAUUUUACACUUUACUACACCGUGUGAAUGUCUGUUUCUUGUGUCAUGAUGCGUUGAUUUCACCGCAGGAUUUUUGGCCCCAGAUUUCUGUCCCAUUUCAUGUGUUCAUAUAUCCUGUACAAUGUCCUGUGUUCAUAUCAAAAUCUGCCAAUAAGCAGUCAAUUGACCAUGGAGACAGUAAGAAAGGCCUGAUUGCGUCUAAGGAAGACAUUUUAAUUAAAAAUGAUAGAUGUCUGAAGGUUUUUCCAGAGCACUCUGCAAUCUCAUGAAGCCUAAAAUGUUUAUUUUUUUAUUUUUUAUUUUUUCAAAGCAACGCUUCUUCCAAGCGUUGCUUUGAUCGCUGAAACAUGUGCAAGGUGCUAAAAUUAAUUACUCACGUUUGUCAUUGAGCUUUCGCUUUCAUCCAAAGCGGCCUCCAGUGUAUUCAGACACAGGUCUUUAAGGUACAGGUUUGGGUUUGGCAUCCUGAUCAAGGAUGCCUACACGAAGGGUACUGAACCCAGAACGUUUCCACUGGGAGUCUAACCCCCUAUAAGGUCAUUGUAUUGAAUUGGAGACACUGCUUAGACUCUCCGGGGCCAGGAACCAGAUCGAGUAAGGUCUGUGUAGGCGGGUAACGCCGUCAGCAUCCCAGUGGUGAAAGGAAACAUUGCACCGUGGACCUCUGGGAGUGAGGUCAAGUGAGGUCUAAAUCACGAAACUGAGGUUCAUCCUUUCACAGUAAUGUACAGUCGGAUUAAAACUAACAAAUAACAGGAUUUAAUUGAAAGCUAGAGAGAUUCGACUUUUCUCUUUAUAUUUAUUUAUUUUUGUUUAAAUUAAUAUUGAUAUAAUAAAAAAAAAACGUACUGGCAAUGAUGGGAAAGUAGAACAAAAUGGGGAACGACUUCACGUGACAAAUGAUUUAAGAG